GGGGUUCCGUAAAAUUCGGCUCUGCCUGUAACGGGAAACACGUGAGCGCUAUCAGUAGUGAAACUUUCAAGUUACGUCAAGCCAAAAACUAAAUUUUUCGGCAACGAUCGUUGAAAAUGAAACUAACCAGAAUAGAAACAAAAAGGAUCCUCACAGUGAUUUUAGCAUUCCACAUGACAUCUAUACAUGUUGAUGCUUCUCAUGAUGAGGCUCUGAGGAUCCUGAUAGUGGGAAUCAGAGGUCAGUCCAGAUUCAGCGCUGCAGAUCUUCUGUCAGGAAGGAAAGAUGGUGGACAGGAGGACAGAGAGAUUGUAAAGACUCCAGUAAUUACAGACGAGGGUCGUAUGAUGCUGGUCACUGGACCAAACCUCUGUGAGGAGGACACAGCGAGACAGACCUUCACAACAGCGCUGUUUCUCUCGUCUCCUGGACCUCAUGCCGUUUUAAUGGUCCUGGAAAAUCAACAAUCACAACAGUGUGAUAUUGUGAAACGAGCCCAGGAGCUGCUGGGAGAAGAAGUCCUGCAGUACUGCAUUGUUCUUCUGCUCCAAAAUCACCAGGAACAUCUCACAGGAGCGUCCAGAGAAAUGAUCAACGCAUGUGGAGGAAGAUUUCACGUGAUGGGAGACUCUAAACCAAAACCUGCUGAAAAAGCAGCUCUUCUAGCAGAAGUAGACAAGUUAGUUUGGCUCAGAACGUAUUCAGUGUUGACACAAAAGUUAGAAACGGAAAAGCUGGAACUUCUACAAAGACUACAAGAAAUUGAGAACAAACUUAAAGAAGAGACCAACAGAAAUAUAAAUGAUGAAAAUCCAGUCUUGUCUGUAAUAUAUGACACUUCAGGAGGAGUUGGAACUGUAGGAUGGAUUUUCUUUAUUGUACUCAGUGCUGUUGUUAUUUUCACCAAAGGGAAGCAUGAACUUUGUAGUUUUGGAGCAGUAUUAUGCGUAUUUGCUAUUUUCUUGGUCAUAUUAAGAAAUAAUCUGAGUCCGAAUGUUGCUGUACCGAUAAAUAUGACUCUUUGCACAUUGUGUGUUAUUACAACUACAUGCAUUAGGUUACUGGAGUUAAACAUACUGUUUAGGUUUUUUGUACUUGUAUUGUUCAUUUUAGGAUUACCUUUAGGACUGAUCCUGGGAACAGUGACCAGCAUAAAGACGUGGUCAGAUGUGCUCAUAGCAUGCAGUGCGGCUCCUGGCGUCACGCUCGGGGCUAUUUUAACCACAGUGUUUUGCACUUCGUCCAAUCAAAAGAAUGACGGGACUGUUCUCAACAUUGCAUUUCAGUCAUUCCUGUUUUGUUCAUUGGGAGCGAUGCUGUCAAUGGGGUUAGUAACUGUGUUCUGUUGGAUGUUUACUCUGCUGGGUGUGAAGAUGACAACAACUCUGGCAAUAUUGGGAUUUACAACAGGCGGUUUCCAUUAUAAGAUGGAAAUGUUUCUGUUUGCAGUUUUUAUCCUGAUAGUUCCAUGUUGUUGUGUAUUUAUUGGUUCUGUCAUUUUAGUUUUAUAAAUGGCACUUCAUGUAGAGCGAAAGUUUUAUUUGUCUACUUCUAAACAUCCAGCGUUAGAUAUUCAUCAUAGUGUUAUUUUUUAGAUCUCAUACAGGUGUAGAAAAUAUUAUCAUGAAAGAAACAAUUCAUUGUGUCAAAAAAAUUUAAAUGCACACAAUUAAAUCACAUUUUAACACUGUUUGCAUAAUUUUGCAUAAAAUGUAAUGGAUUUUUUUUAUGGUGCAUGUAUUAAAAAAAAAAAAAAAACUUUCACACUUUGCAUUUAACAUUAAAUUGUAUAGGUUAUCUCAUGUAGUUGCAACCAAAUGCCUCAAAUGUAUAAUAAUCAUAAGCUUUUAAAAACAUAUUUUUGAUAUGAUAAUUUUCUCUGCCUGUGUUAAUGCUAACUGCAUAAUUUUUUGGCUCAGGUGUGUAUUUUUACUGGAAUUGUAAUAUUUCACCCUCAUUUCCUUCAAUAAAUCUAAUUUACACUAGGUACAAAAAAUAGUUCCUCAACACCUUUUGGACAAAAAUGUCCUCAUUGAAACCCAUUAAAACUGCAAUUUUUAAUCCCAGGGCCAUUCAGCAUUAAAAUAUGCAGUAUUUGUUAAUAGGCUUUCAUUCUGUUGGCAAGUCUUCAGAAUUAAAAUUUGUACUAUUUUUUACUGUGGUGCCAUUUUUUUCAAGUUUGGCAUAUAAAGCAAAUUUUCGCUUUAUUCCUGUUUUCUGCUUAUGCAUAUUAUAGAGUCAGUGUGUUUGUGUGCGCGCACGUGUAAUGUUUGAGAGAGAGAAAUGAUACUCCUGGAAUCUAAUGGGAAAAGUUUGGUACUGCACCUAAACAAAAUCUUACUAAAAGCUAUUUUUUUGAGAUAUCAACCUCACGUUUGGAACACAACUUGUUUAGAUUUAUGGCUUUGAUUUUCUAUCAAUUUUAGUACAAAUUGUUAUAUAAAAUAUAUAUUUAAAAACACUUUCAUGAACUUAAACCUCUAUAACAUUUUUGGUUUCAAUUUUUACAACUUUUUUAACUUCAACAAUAAUCUGCCAAGGGUCUUCUUUAAAAUAAGACCAAACUUAAGUCUGUACUCCCAAGCUUUAAAUUUUAUGAGAGUUUUUGACAUGGACACUUUUGUCCUCUAUGAACCUAUGUGUAACUUUUUUAAAUUGAUGCACAAGGGUUAAAUUCUGCAAAUAUUUGAAUUUACAAUAGUGUAUUUUCAUUUAAAGAAUAGAACUGUUUACAUUGUUUUUAAACUGGUUUUUCAAUGUUUUAG
This is a messenger RNA of Labeo rohita (rohu), 2765 nucleotides long. RefSeq lists its product as uncharacterized. Bases 117 to 1511 code for a protein of 464 amino acids. Gene Ontology annotation, molecular function: GTP binding. The transcript has 3 exons. Lineage: Eukaryota; Metazoa; Chordata; Actinopteri; Cypriniformes; Cyprinidae. The record is from RefSeq and is a predicted model, not a curated record.